This is a messenger RNA of Tachyglossus aculeatus (Australian echidna), 1551 nucleotides long. Its product is annotated as olfactory receptor 4P4-like. The coding region runs from base 1 to 1551 and encodes 516 amino acids. Gene Ontology annotation, biological process: G protein-coupled receptor signaling pathway. NCBI's taxonomy places the organism in Eukaryota, Metazoa, Chordata, Mammalia, Monotremata, Tachyglossidae. The record is from RefSeq and is a predicted model, not a curated record. Gene Ontology annotation, molecular function: G protein-coupled receptor activity; olfactory receptor activity. The transcript has 5 exons. Gene Ontology annotation, cellular component: membrane.
AUGGAAAAUAGGAACAACGUCACUGAAUUUGUUCUUCUAGGCCUGUCUAGUGAUAGAAAUUUGCAGAUAUUCUUUGCUGGGCUGUUCCUCUCCUGUUACAUUACAAUCCUCAUAGGGAAUCUCGUCAUCCUCAUCACUGUCAGAGGCAGUUCCCUCAUCAAACAGCCCAUGUAUUUCUUCCUCUGCCACUUGUCCCUCACGGAUGUCUGCUACACUUCCACGGUGACUCCCAAACUGGUCAGAGACUUGCUGUCUGAGAAGAAAACCAUUACCUUCAGCCACUGCAUGAUGCAACUCUUCACAUUGCACUUAUUUGGUGUGCUCGAGACCUUCAUUCUCGUGGGGAUGGCCUAUGAUCGCUAUGUUGCCAUCUGCAAACCCUUACACUAUAUGGUCAUCAUGAACAAGCAGCGAUGUGUCACAGUGGUUGCAGUGUGCUGGGGAGUAGCAUUUCUCCAUUCCAUGAACCAGUGGCUCCUUGUCAUUUUUUUGCCAUUCUGUGGCCCUAAUAAGAUUGAUCACUACUUGUGUGAUGUUUACCCUCUCCUGGAACUGGCUUGCUCCGAUACUUACAUGACUGGAUUUCUAGUACUCACCAGUUCAGGAGCUAUUGUGUUGGUUACCUUUGCAGUCUUGGUCUUCUCUUACAUCAACAUUUUAGCCAGCCUGAGGACCCACUCUUCGGAAGGACAUCGCAAAGCCCUCUCCACCUGCACUUCCCACAUCACUGUGGUGGCAUUGUUUUUCUUGCCCUGCAUGUUUAUUUACCUCCGGCCAGCCCAGACCUUCCCAGAGGAUAAGGUGUUUACUCUGUUUUAUACCAUCAUCGCCCCCAUGUUCAACCCUCUCAUCUACACGUUGAGGAACAGAGAGAUGAAAACAGUCAUGAGAAAGAUGUGGUGUUGGAAGCCACUAUUUCCUGAGUAUCAACUGCAUGCAGAGCACAAACCUAAACCCUUGAAGGAGUAUAAUAUGGAUAAAAGACAUGAUCCCUGGGCUCAAGAAACUUACAAUCAUUUGGCACUCAGACAUAGGUGGGUGAGGUUGCAUGACUCAGACAGCCCGAAGGAAAUACAUUUGACUCUCGGGAAACCAGAGAUGACUCAAGAUUCAGAAUCUCCAGUUUUUUGGAAACUGCCUCCAUCCGAUGUGAAGGUUGGAUUUCCACUGAGACUUGAGACCUGUCCUGAUGCAGCUCUGAAAAGCCGUUGGUUUCCUGUGACUGGACAUAAAGAUCCAAGCACACAAAAAUGCAUCACUGUGGGAAGGCUAACAAAAGGGUUGGAAAAUAGGAACAACGUCAAUGAAUGUGUUCUUUUAGGUCUGUCUAGUGAUAGAAAUUUGCAGAUGUUCUUCGUUAGGCUGUUCCUCUCCUGCUACAUUGCAAUCCUCGUAGGGAAUCUCGUCAUCCUCAUCACUGUCAGAGUCCUCACCAAUACAGGGACAGUUGUGUCGGUUUCUUUUGCAAUCUUGGUCUUCUCUUAUGUCACCAUUUUAGCCAGCCUGAGGACCCAUUCUUUGGAAGGAUGUCACAAAGUCCUCUCCACCUGA